Molecule: messenger RNA, 1719 nt
Organism: Exophiala bonariae
Lineage: Eukaryota; Fungi; Ascomycota; Eurotiomycetes; Chaetothyriales; Herpotrichiellaceae
Exons: 2
Coding region: 1-1719 (572 amino acids)
Biological process (GO): transmembrane transport
Cellular component (GO): plasma membrane
Molecular function (GO): transmembrane transporter activity
Source: RefSeq, a predicted model, not a curated record
AUGACCACCCGUCUUAAGCCGUCUGGGUCCAAUGACUCAGUCAACCAGCAAGUCACUGAUCCAGCCCCACAUACGUCUUGGGUUCGACCUCUCCUUUUUCACCCGAGCCUCACCAACGAGGUUUGCAAUCAAAACUACACUGGCCAAGGCACAGACGAAGAUCCAUAUGUCGUUGACUACCUACACAACGACAUGCAAGAUGCCAUGAACUUCAGCAAGGGGCGAAAAUGGGCCAUUGCCAUUCUCCAGUCUCUGUCCUCAUUCGCCGUAACCUUUGCCAGCUCGGUGUACGUCAGCGGCAUCAAAGGCGUCAUGCAGCGUUUUGAUGUGUCCACAGAAGUGGCUACGCUAGGCUUGUCGCUCUUCGUAUUGGGGUUCGCGCUAGGACCGCUGAUCUGGGCACCUUUGUCAGAGGUGUACGGACGCAAGUCAAUCUACAUAAUAUCAUACACGGCAUACACAGCGUUCAGCGUGGCAGCAGCGUGUGCACCCAACAUAACUGCCCUACUGAUUCUUCGCUUUCUUGCGAGCGCUUUUGGAUCGUCGUCGAUGACGAAUACUGGGGGAGUCAUUGCCGACAUGUUCAGCAAAGCUGAGCGUGGUAUGGCAACGGGUUUGUUCGUCACGACUCCGUUUCUGGGGCCUGCACUUGGCCCGAUUGCUGGUGGAUUGCUUGGCGAAACCCAAGGAUGGCGCUGGAUUCUCGGUUUAAUCGCCAUACUUGGGGGUGUGGUGUGCAUUACCACAGUACUAGUCAUCCGCGAGACAUACGCACCAUUCAUACUGCGACGCCGAGCCAAAGCCCUCUGCCGGCGGACAAGCAAAGUAUACAUGUCCCGCAUCGAUGUCGGACAGCCGCCCAAGACAGUUGCUCAAGAAAUGUCAAUCUCUUUCACGCGUCCCUGGGCCCUUCUGUUCCGCGAACCCAUUGUCUUGCUCACUUCCUUGUACAUUUCUAUCGUCUACGGCACACUGUACAUGUUCUUUGCAGGGUUUCCCAUCGUCUUCCAGCUAACCCGAGGCUGGAGUCAAGGUACCGCUACUCUUCCAUUCAUCGGUGUCGCCAUUGGCGUUUGCCUUGCUACCCUAGCGGCCGGUGUGGAUAAUAAGCGCUAUGUGCGUUUGUGCCUGGCGGCCGACACAGAGGGACGUGCCGUCGAGCCAGAAGCCAGACUCAGCACAGCCAUGGUCGGCUCCAUCAUCCUUCCUAUAGGCCUGUUUCUGUUUGCAUGGACCACGUAUCCUUCGGUGCACUGGAUCAUUCCUAUCAUUGGCGCCAUGGUUUUCUCGUGUGGGCUUGUUAUGGUCUUCAUCUCGCUAAUGAGCUAUCUGAUUGACUCUUGUAUGUUCUUGAUCCCUGAUUCGUUGUCCUACAACAGCAAUCCAAGUGCUCACUUGUGGACAGAUGUUGUGUAUGCGGCAUCUGUGUUGGCAGCCAACUCGGUGCUUCGAUCUUUGUUCGGCACAGCAUUCCCACUCUUCACUACUCAAAUGUACGAAAAGCUUGGGAAUCAAUGGGCAAGCUCGAUCCCUGCUUUUCUGGUGCUUGGUUGCCUGCCUUUCCCCUUUCUGUUCCACAAAUAUGGCCCGCAGAUACGCUCGAAAUGCAAGUAUGCGUCCGAAGCAGCAAAGGUGCUAGCGAUGAUGCGCAGUCAGCAUGUUGUGGCUAUCGGAGGUGAGACAGGUGGGCUCGAGAGGAAAAAUGACAGGGUUGAUUAG